CCAGUAGGGGUCAAAGGUUCUGAUUAAACCCGGAAGUUGCGUAAUCGAAUGUGACAUUGGAACAAGAUGGCAGCGGUCGUCCGGACACUCGUGGGGUCGGCAACAAAACUACAAUGGCAGCCAGCCUCUGUCCUCUGCAGCAGGGCCGUCUCCACCACGAUACCUGCUCAAGAUCCGGCCGUUGCUGCUCCUGUCUCCAAGCCUAAGGGUAACCAGAAGGUGACAAUGAUCCCUGGAGAUGGUAUUGGACCUGAGCUCAUGCACUCAGUCAAGGAGGUGUUCAAACAUGCAUUAGUGCCUGUAGAUUUUGAGGAGAUCCAUGUGAGCGAGGUCCAAGACUGGGGCCAGGACCACCAGGACACUGUGGACAAGGUCAUCCAGUCAUUUGAAAGGACGGGGGUCGGACUCAAAGGCACCAUAAACACCCCUGCCUGGCUACAGGUCGGUGACCUGCAAUCUCUCAACAUGGACGUCAGACGUCGGCUGGACCUGUUUGCUAACGUGGUGCGUGUGAAGAGUAUGGCGGGGCUGAAGACUCGACACCACAACCUGGACUUUGUCAUCAUCAGGGAACAGACAGAGGGGGAGUACAGCUCACUGGAACAUGAGAGUGUUGAAGGGGUUGUGGAGAGCUUGAAGAUCAUCACCAGGGAGAAGUCUCGCCGCAUCGCCAAGUUUGCCUUCGACUACGCCACCAAACAUGGGAGGGAGAAGGUCACAGCUGUACACAAGGCUAACAUCAUGAAAAUGGGUGAUGGGAUGUUCCUGCGGUGUUGUGAGGAGGUGUCUGAGCUGUACCCACGCAUCAAAUUUGAGAACAUGAUCAUCGACAACUGCUGCAUGCAGUUGGUGUCCAAUCCGUACCAGUUUGAUGUGAUGGUGAUGCCUAACCUGUACGGGAACAUCGUGGAUAACCUGGCGGCAGGGCUGGUGGGCGGGGCAGGGAUCGUGCCUGGGGAAAGCUACAGCCACAGCUAUGCAGUGUUUGAGACUGGAGCACGUCACCCGUUUGCCCAGGCAGUGGGCAGGAACAUCGCCAACCCCACAGCCAUGCUGCUGUCUGCUGCCAACAUGCUCAAACACAUGCAUCUGGAGUACCAUGGACAGAUGAUCUCUGAUGCUGUAGAAAGGGUGAUCAAAGUUGGGAAGGUUCGGACGAGAGACAUGGGAGGAUAUGCAACAACAACAGAUCUCACCACUGCCAUCAUAGACAACCUACACAAGGGGAAAUACAGCAGCUUUGUCUAGUCUUUACUGUCUGACAUUCUUGUUACUGACACACUUGUAUCUGAAGUAGCACUGCCAACCAGUAAAAGGGGCUUAGCUGAUGAAAAAGGUGUAGAUAUUUCUUCUGCUUCAAAUGAGAUGCAAAAGUGCAAUUGUACCAGAAAAUAGCAGCAAAUUGCAAGUUUUUUUUCUAUCAGGAAACACUAUGAGACAAAACUGGACAGUUCAGAAUCUACAUUUUUAACAAAAGUUCACUUACACCGUUUUUGCUGGAUUUUCCCCUUUCCUGGUUGGUAUUCAAGCAUUUUUUAAGCAACAUGUGAAUUAGUAACUUUACAGACAUGGCUUUGUGCUAAACCUGUGAAGUAGAAGUGUAGGAAGGAUGAGUUGUUGAGAUGCUAGACUUGUUUCUUCCAGGUUCGCACCAAGGACAUGGGAGGAUACGCCACGACCACUGACCUGACCCACGAGGUGUGUAACAACCUCCGUGUGUGAGGACCCGGCCCUGGAGCUGACAGACAGCAGAUAGCAGUACAUAAACAAUACACAUGUAUAUGGUCUUUUGCAAUAGAUACAUUUAGAAGAAAACUAUACCACAUUACAUAGUAUUGUGUAUAAAUACUUAAUAUGUGUACAUAUAGUUUCACUGAGAUGUUUGACAGUGUUUUAUUUGGGUAAGGUGCAAAGUCUAUUGAUAGUCCCUUUUUACACAUUGUGAAGUUUUACCAUAAAGGCAUUAAAACUAUUUAUAUGUUUUAAACAAUCUGUACUGAUAUUUAUUCAUCAGUAAAGUUCACAUAUCAAUGGAACAGUAUGAUAAUGAAGAUGGCAUUUAAGAUGAUAUCACAGUUUCAAACAUAACUUAUGGUACAUGGAAUGUUUCAUCCAUUUGUAAUCUUAUGAAAAUUCAAGACGUCAAAGCUGCUCAUAUGGUGUAUACCCUGAUAUAUUAGGAAUAGGAAUACAUUUAUAUGUACCAAAGCAGUAUUUGUGUCAGAUUCACACCUCAGAAAUACAGCUGUCUUCUCA
Branchiostoma belcheri (Belcher's lancelet) is the source of this 2256-nucleotide messenger RNA. Its product is annotated as isocitrate dehydrogenase [NAD] subunit beta, mitochondrial-like. The transcript is spliced from 12 exons. Gene Ontology annotation, biological process: tricarboxylic acid cycle; isocitrate metabolic process. Gene Ontology annotation, cellular component: mitochondrion. Gene Ontology annotation, molecular function: NAD binding; oxidoreductase activity, acting on the CH-OH group of donors, NAD or NADP as acceptor; magnesium ion binding. The record is from RefSeq and is a predicted model, not a curated record. Bases 67 to 1248 code for a protein of 393 amino acids. NCBI's taxonomy places the organism in Eukaryota, Metazoa, Chordata, Leptocardii, Amphioxiformes, Branchiostomatidae.